This is a messenger RNA of Hemicordylus capensis (graceful crag lizard), 2280 nucleotides long. Its product is annotated as integrator complex subunit 3 homolog. Lineage: Eukaryota; Metazoa; Chordata; Lepidosauria; Squamata; Cordylidae. The transcript has 6 exons. The record is from RefSeq and is a predicted model, not a curated record. The coding region runs from base 1123 to 2181 and encodes 352 amino acids.
GGCACCAGACCAUGCACACCCCUAGUAGGCAAGUCUUGCUAAGCUCACUCCCCAGCUGCCACUCCUCACUUAAAUUAUACAAAACAAAAACCCUCUUACAUGUUACAGAGGACUCAUGCAAGGCUUAUUAUAAACUUUGUGUCCAACUGUACAAGCAGCAGCUGCAGCCCACCCCUAUCCACAAGCAUCCCCUUCCUUCAGAAUUUGUUAACAGAAGGAGAAAGUGACAUGUGGGAAGCAGGGAGGGCAGGACUGGGAUGACUCGCCCCUGGUGCUCUGACACUUUGAGCUGCACCCCCAAGACAGUGUUUGGAUUCAAACCAGAGCCAGCAUGACCAGUAACAGUAACUUGUGACUUCACAGUCAGCCACAGAAUUCUGCCAUCAUGGUUCCCCUUGGAAACCUGCGAAGAUUCUACAGCAGGCUCACUUGGCAGCGUUUUAGAUUAGCUGAAGCAUCUUCGAUAAAUUGGCUGUCUUCGGCUGUCAGUUUAUUAGCAGCUUAUCAACUUAGUUGUCAAGAUGGGUGGCUGUUGGUCAUGUGUGGGUGAAGCAAAAUCUAAUGGCGGUGUGGACUUGGUUUUAAAAGAUGCCCUUCCAUUGUUUUAGCCUGUCUGGGCAGAGAACUGAAGCCCAGCCUGCUGUGUUCACACGUGUUUGUGCUCCCUGUGGGAACUUCAGAGGUCACAAGUUCACCACCACUAUUCACACCACACAGCUUCUCCUUGAAAUGCAGGCGGCCCUCGAAGGUCACCUGCUGGGCUGAUUUCCACUGUGUUUCUUAAGCUUGGAGGUCCUAGACCGGUGAAGCUGUAUCACUCAGGAGCUACUGGCUGGCUCCUGUGGGCCCAUUUGGGGGGUUGUGGGGAAAUCCUGCCCACCAGUUGAAGCUGACUUCAAAAGCUACCCCCCAGCACCCCCAUGUUAUUUCCAAGAACAUGCCUAACCUUUUCUUCUUUCAUGUUCCCAUAGGUCUCACCCAGAGGCAGAACCAAAGGAUGAAGAUGAAGAGGGGGCACUGACAGGUCAUCCCAGAAACCCAACCCAUGUUGCACCAUUUUCUGGGGGACUCCCCAGUGUUUUGGGGGACACUCUGGGGAAAGAGCUCAUUGAGGAACCCUCCAUGCCAGAACCCCUUCCAGCACCUUGCAUCACCAACAACAUCCUGAGCGAAGUGCUCAUUGAGGAACCCUCCGUGCCAGAACCCCUUCCAGCACCUCACACCACCAACGACAUCCUGGAGGAGGAGCUCACUGAGGAACCCUCUGUGCCAGAACCUCUUCCAGCACCUGGCAUGACCAAUGACAUCCUGGAGGAAGAGCUCACUGAGGAACCCUCCGUGCCAGAACCUCUUCCAGCACCUCGCAUCACCAACGACAUCCUGGAGGAAGUGCUCAUUGAGGAAACCUCGAUGCCAGGGCCCCUUCCAACACCUUGCAUCACCAAUGACCUACUGGGGAAAGUGCUCAUUGAGGAUACCUCAGUGCCAGGUCCUUCCAUCCUCACAGACACUCCAAAGGAAGCAGCUUCUGUGUCAGAGCCCUUACUAGAGCCUUCCAUUGCUGAUAAUUAUCUUCAGCAAGAAGUAGAACUCCUCAAAGUGUUACAGCAUGACUAUGUCCAGCAGCAACUGAGGGUUCGCCGCAUUUCCCAACAGUUCCCUCGUUCUCUCCGGGCCAUCAAUCUGCAAAUCGGACACACGCGGACAAGGCUUAUCCGCAGUGAAGUUCGGCUGCAGCGGUGGGAAAGGGAAGAUGUUCCUGCAGGCCCUGCUGCACUUCUCCAGCCCUCUGGGUCAGAUUCAUCAUUGUCCUCUGCCUCCCCUGAGGUUGCCUCCAUCCCACCCUCCACCUCCACCUCUUCCCUCCUCCUGCAUCCCUCUCCACCUCCUCCUCCUUCCCCACCUCCUCUGGAGCCGGACCUCAGCAAUGUGAAAGAAACUCUGCAGAGUUUGGUAGAGAUGCAGGUCCAUCAGCUGCGUGACCGCCAAAGAGACCUCCGCAGCAGCCAGGAAUGCUUACAAAGCUUCAAGGCACUGAGGGGACAAUUGAGGCGGCUAAGGAGCAGACUGGCCAGGGUGGAAGCCACUAUGGGGAUCGUGGUUCCUCCAAGGGAGCUGGACGUUGCUGAGGAGGAAGGGGAAGGCAAAUUAAAAGAGACAACUGUGCUACUAUUUACAUAAGUAGCAAUAAAAUGCUGUGUGUAUAUAUAUAUUUUAAAUUAAAUAUUUGUUUUAAUAGGAUGUAGAGAUAGAACAGCAAUAAAACUUGCAUAUUUAUUG